AUGCCGAAGGAGCCUAUCGCGGAUCAUGGUUUUGCAAUCCACGUGGCAUUUCGGCUGGAUGCGAAGGAUCGCACAGGGUCGGGUAUCUGGAGGCUCCACGCUUCCAUGUUGCGCAGGUCGGGAGUUCGGAAGGUCACUGAGGCGACGGUGCGGCGUACACCGGUCAAUGACGGCAGCAGUUUCGAGCUUCUGCUGUCACGGUUGAGCGUUGGCCUCAGGUCCUACGCGAGGGAGGAAGGGAAGCGUGUGAAGGCCACGCUGGCGCACCUGCAUCGGGCGGUUGCAGUUUUAAAACAAGAGUUAAUGGGAGAUCCAGGCUGUGGAAGGAAGAAGGCGCUACUGGCGGAAAAGGAGCAGCAUCUUAAGGCGUAUCAUGCUGCUAGGCGAGAUAAGCUGCACUUGCAAGCGGGUUUGAUGGCAGAACUUACCGGGGAGAUAGCAUCCAAGCAUCUCUCUGCUAAAGUUCGGGCGCGAAAAGCGAGGACGCAAAUCGCGGAACUAAAGGUCGGCGGAUCCACGGUUGGCGGUCCCAGGCCGGUGCUGGAGGCUGCGUCGGAGUUCUUCACAAAUAUCUUCGGGCAGGACCGCAGAACCGAUUUCACGGGCUGGAAGGUGGCCCCAAGCCGUUGUCUGCAGGAGGGGUUGGCGUCUUUUCUAGAAGCAGAAUGGACGGAGGAGGAAGUUAAGAGGGCAUUUGCGGCAAUGGCGAACAACAAGUCUCCGGGGAGCAACGGGUUGCCGAAGGAGUUGUUUCAGGUUCACUGGGACCUGCUGGGGGGGAGUUUUAUGGCCAUGGCGCGGGAUUUCCAGGCUUCCUCCUCGCUGCCCGAUGAAAUCAAGGAGGCGGUGACGAUCUUACUUCAUAAAAAGGGAGAGAAGGAUCAGCUCAAUAACUACCGCCCUAUCACCUUGUUAAAUUUCACUUACAAGGUCUUGGCGCGGGUGAUUGCGGACCGAAUGAAGACGGUGCUGCACCAGGUCAUCUCCCCAGAGCAGUAUGGUUUCCUGCCGGGAAGGCGGCUGUCGGAUGCGGUGUCCCUGGUGGCAGACAUUAUUGAGGCCGCGAGAAACGGGAGCAAGGACUGGCACUUGCUUCUGGUCGAUUUUCAGAAAGCGUUUGACUCAGUCUCCCGCAGCUUCCUCUUCCAAGUGCUGCGGGGCAUGGGCUUCCCUGACCGCUUUGUGGGGUGGAUCGAGGGCCUGCACAGAGACACGAAGACACGGCUGUUAGUAAAUGGAUGGCUGGGUGAGGGGCUGGAGGUGGUCUCGGGGGUUCGGCAAGGAUGCCCUCUAGCUCCCUAUCUCUUCCUAUUCGCGGUAGAGCCGUUGGCGCAGGAGGUGGAGCGUAGGAAGCUUGGUUUGUCUGAGGCGGGGUGGCAGCUUGGUUAUCUGGGCUACGCGGAUGACACGACGCUGGUCCUGCAGGGGAAGCAGCAGAUUAUCAGAGCGGUGCAGCUGUUGUCGGAGUUCGAGAAAGUCUCGGGGCUUGCGACAAACGCGGAUAAAACGGUGGUCUUACCUUUGGGUGUCAAUACUCGGGUCAAUGGCGAUACUUUGCGCGGUUUCAAGCGCGCCGGCGCGGACGAAGCAGAGAGGCUGCUGGGCGUCUGGGUGACUCCCUCCGGCAGUGGUUUACCGACCUGGGAGAAGGCGCUGGGGCACAUCAGCGGGAAGUUAGUCAAAUGGAAGCAGAAGUAUCUCACAACUUCGGCAAGAGCGACGGUGGUGAACAGUUACAUCACGCCGAUAAUCGCCUUUCAGGCUCAGGUGUACUCGCCCCCGGCAGCCAUCUGGGAAGAGCUGAUGAGAUUGAUCCAGGGCUUCAUCUCCGGAAAUAGGGUCUCGGGAGCGAAGGGCUUCCAGCUCCGGAGCAGGGAGCUGCUGUUCAAGUCCAGGGCGGCCGGGAGGAUUGGGGUUAGGGACCCGGAGAUGAUCAUCAUGUGUCUGGCUGCGAGGCUGUUCCUCAUUGAGCGCAACUCGUUGAAGAAAGAGAUCAUGGCGCUGGCGGCGGGUCUUCCACUGGGGGCGGACACCUUUGAGGCGCACGAGAAGUUGAUUAAGCACUGGUCUGGCCGCGGCAUCCGCUGGAAGCAGACGUGUGAAUUUUUCAUGCGGUCUCCCUUCGGGACUCGGGCCCCAGCUGGUAGCAGGGAGGAAGUGUUGCGGGAGAGAAUCUUUUUUAAUCGAGAAGUUCUACUAAACGGCUCCACGCCUGUCGGAGGGCAACAGGACGCUCAGAGACUGAAAGGGGUCCGCCUGGGCGAUUUGCUGGUGCAGGGGACUGACGGGGAGCUUGACCUGAAGGCCAUGGCGGCGUUAUCUCAGCAGCUGGGGGGUAACGGCCCGGCUAAGCUUGCUCUCAAAGCACUGAAGGCUUUGCCAGCCACUUGGCAGAGCCUGCUGGGCUUCCCGACUGUUCCUCCCUGCUCGGCUGACUCCCCCCAGAGGCUGGUGGUGGUGGAAGGGGGUCGGGUUGUGUCUGAGAGGCGGAUGAAGGAGGGCUGGCGUGGCGCAGAGUAG
Closterium sp. Yama58-4 is the source of this 2520-nucleotide messenger RNA. NCBI's taxonomy places the organism in Eukaryota, Viridiplantae, Streptophyta, Zygnematophyceae, Desmidiales, Closteriaceae. The record is from the annotation of a GenBank genome assembly.